AUGGCCUGCUGCAGUGCCCCUGUUCAUGGCUUGCCCGACAGUCUGUUCGGCCCGGAGGUUCACUACAAUGAGACCACGGGCCUUAUGAACGGAUCCAUCAGGAUCGCAGUUGAUGAUGAUGAUCUUCUGGGCGAAGGUGGCUUCGCAGAGGUCCGUCCAGCUUCGCUACCUGGAGCAGAGGCCAUUGUGGCUAAGAUGAUAGACAAGGGAGACGAAAAUCACCACUUGGUCAUCGAGGAGGCCCGAGUUUGUCUGCAGCUCCGCCACCCAAACAUCGUGGCGUGCUUUGGAGCGGCGCAAACUAGCGGGUAUGCAGUGUUGUUCUUCGAGAGGAUUGAAGGCUGCACGCUGGCCCAAUGGGCUUAUAACUACAAGUCCCUUUACAAGUACAAUCCGCUCGAGGAGGAUAUCCAGCCACUCAUGUGGCAAAUUUUUCAAGCACUGCACUACCUUCAGACGAAAUGUUUGGUUCAUGCCGAUCUGUAUGAGAAUAACGUGAUGAUUGCGGAGAAGAACAAGGCUAUCCUCAUCGAUUUUGGGUGGGUGAAGACCUUCAACCCAGAGAAACCGGGCAUGGAGAGAAAAAGUGACUAUGCGUACCCUCCGGAGAUGGUAGACAAACAGCUUGGUAUCGACCACAAAUGCGACAUCUUUUUGUGUGCCAGUAUGUUCUACGAAGUUCUAUUCAACAAAGGUCCUUUUGGCGUAGUUGUGGGCGUUAACGUACCAGACCAACUCAAUAUCGUUCGGGCUGGUAUGUGCGAAGAGCCAUGGACAGUUUUCGUAGGUCCCGAGCGCUCCUCGCAGCCACUUCGCGAUCUUCUCCACCGCUGCCUGGCGUACGACGCAAAUGAUAGACCAUGCGCAGCGGAUGCUCUGCGCUUCGCGUGGUUUGACUCAGGAAACUGGACCAAGCUAGUGCCUAAGCUAAGGGAAUACAAGAGCUACACGCCACUAAAUCACCCGUCGCAAUUGGAGCGCACCGUUGUUGAAAACCUUAGUUGCGCGUGGGGACUACCGAAAGAUCAUGUCAUCGACAAUAUCUUAUCGUAA
This is a messenger RNA of Sycon ciliatum, 1053 nucleotides long. RefSeq lists its product as uncharacterized. Lineage: Eukaryota; Metazoa; Porifera; Calcarea; Leucosolenida; Sycettidae. Gene Ontology annotation, molecular function: protein kinase activity; ATP binding. The coding region runs from base 1 to 1053 and encodes 350 amino acids. The record is from RefSeq and is a predicted model, not a curated record. The transcript is spliced from 4 exons. Gene Ontology annotation, biological process: protein phosphorylation.